GCAACCUAAGCAUUUUGUAUGGCCAAAAUGAUCCCCAUAUCCAUCUUUUACUCUUUUUCAGAGUUCAGACGAUACAAUUAAGCUGCUGCUGCUACUUGCAUGGCUUCACUGCCCAUUAACUCCAAUAUAAACCCACACACCCUUACCCUUAAACCCAAAACAUCUCUCAACUUCCCCCACACUCAUUUCAUAACUUACCAAGAAGAUGGCAGAAACGAUAAACUUCUCCAUAAAUCUUACUUCAAACGCAUUGGGUCUCUAUGCAAAGAAGGUCAACUUCAAGAAGCUGCGGACCUUCUCAACGAAAUGGAGUACCGAAAUCUGUACGUUGGACCUGAGUUCUAUGGUGAACUCCUCCAAGGCUGUGUGUACGAGCGAGACCUUCAAUUGGGCCAGCAAAUUCAUUCAAAGAUUCUGAAGAGUGGUGAUUUCUUUGCCAAGAAUGAGUACAUUGAGACAAAGCUUGUGAUUUUCUACGCAAAGUGUGAUGCUUUUGAUGUUUCCAACCAUCUGUUUUGCAGACUAAGAAAACAGAAUGUGUUUUCUUGGGCUGCAAUUAUUGGACUAAGUUGCAGGAUGAAUUUGUCAGAAGAAGCUUUGUGGAGAUUCGUUGAAAUGCUAGAAAAUGGCGUUUUAGGCGACAAUUUUGUUCUCCCAAAUGUUCUGAAAGCUUGUGGUGCCCUAAAUUUUGUUGAUUUUGGGAAAUGUGUUCAUGGGCAUGUCUGUAAAUUAGGUUUUGAAGGUUGUGUAUUUGUAGCGAGUAGUCUCAUUGAUAUGUAUGGAAAAUGUGGGGUUUUGACUGAUGCAAGAAAGGUUUUUGAUUGUAUGGUUGAAAGAAAUGUAGUGGCCUGGAACUCAAUAAUUGUGAGUUAUAUGCAAAAUGGAUACAAUGAGGAAGCUAUUGGAGUCUUCUAUGAUAUGAGGACCGAAGGAAUUGAACCAACUCGUGUAACUCUGUCAAGCCUUCUUUCAGCUUCAGCCAACUUAUGUGCUUUGGAAGAAGGUAAGCAAGCGCAUGCUAUAUCUAUUCUUAGUGGAUUAGAUUUAGAUAAGAUUUUGGGGAGUUCUCUUAUAAACUUUUAUGCUAAAGUUGGUUUGGUUGAUAAUGCUGAGCUAAUAUUUGAUAGGCUGAUUGAGAGAGAUGUGGUAACAUGGAACUUGUUAAUGUCUUGUUAUUUUCAUUCUGGUCGGAUUGACAAGGCUCUCAGCUUGUCUUGUUUGAUGAGAUUGAAAGGCUUUAGCUUUGACUCUGUGACACUGUCAUCAAUAUUAUCCGCCUCAGCAGAUUUAAGGAAUUUAAAUCUUGGCAAAGAGGGGCACUGUUUUUGUAUCAGACACAAUUUUGAUAAGGAUGUAGUUGUAGCUAGUGGUAUUAUAAAUAUGUAUGCCAAAUGUGAGAAAAUCCUUGAUGCAAGACGGGUUUUUGACUAUACCAAAGAGAAAGAUGUAAUUUUGUGGAAUACAUUAUUGGCUGCUUAUGCAGAAGGGGGUUUGAGUGGUGAGUCGUUAAGAUUGUUUUACCAGAUGCAGCUCUAUGGUCUACCGCAAAAUACCAUAUCUUGGAAUUCCGUAAUUCUUGGUUUCUUAAGAAAUGGACAGAUAAAUGAGGCCAUAGACAUGUUUUCACAAAUGAAAGCUGUUGGUUUAGACCCUAAUAUAGUUACUUAUACUACUCUUAUCAGUGGUCUAUCUCGAAAUGGUUACAGUAGUGAGGCCCUUACAUAUUUUAAAAAACUGCUUCAAGCAGGGUAUCGACCAAAUAGUGCAAGUAUCGUUGCUUCCCUCUCAGCUUCUAUAAAUAUAGCAUCACUGAACGAUGGAAGAGCCAUUCAUGGAUACAUUUUAAGGCAAAAGAUUCCAUUAUCUCUUCCAGUGGCAACUUCAUUAGUUGAUAUGUAUGCUAAAUGCGGAAAUCUAAAAUGUGCAAAAUGCAUUUUUAAUCUGAUCCCAGAAAAGGAGUUACCCUUGUAUAAUGCUAUGAUAUCUGGUUAUGCUUUACAUGGAUGUGCUGUAGAAGCUCUUGCAUUGUUCAAAUGUCUAUGCAAGGGAGGCGUGGAACCAGACAGCAUAACCUUCACUAGUGUCCUAUCCUCUUGUUGUCAUGCUGGACUGGUAAAAGAAGGUUUAGCUGUUCUUUAUGACAUGGUCUCUUUGUAUAAUAUGAAGCCAAGUUUGGAACAUUAUGGUUGUAUGAUCAGUCUUCUCUCUAGGUGCGGUGAUCUCUAUGAAGCUAUGCAGCUCAUUCAGAAGAUGCCUUUCAAACCUGAUGCAAAUGUUUUCGAAUCACUACUUGUGGCUUGUAGAGAACUCAGAGAGACACAACUCGAGGAACAUAUAGCUAAUUUUUUGAUUAAGAUGGAACCAGAUAAUUCAGGGCACUAUGUCUCACUUUCAAAUGCAUAUGCAACAACUGGAAGAUGGGAUGAAGUCUCAAAACUAAGGGAUUUGAUGAAAAAAAAGGGUCUUAGGAAAAGACCUGGAUGCAGUUGGAUUCAAGUUGGAACAGAGUUUCAUAUGUUUGUUUCAGGAGACAGGUGGCAUUCACACAUACAGGAAAUAAGUACAAUAUUGGCUUUGCUGGAUAGGGAAAUGCAGCUUACUAGACUCUCUUUCGACAGCUGAGGGUAUCAAUUUUUAGGUACAUUGUUACCUUUGCAAACUAAGCUCAUGUUAAUCAGAUACUUUCAAGGUUAAAGAUGGCUUGAGGACGAGAAAAGCCCCAACAUAAGAGAAUGUCAAAGCAUGUGUGAAAUAAGAUAUAUGUAUUCGUCUUCAGGAAAAAACAUUAAAGCUUUUAUGCUGGACCAAUUUUCCUGAUGGAUCAGAGAAUUAGACGAGACAACAUUAUGCUUUGUGAGUGAAAUGAUUUCUUCAACGUGUUAACCGCAACUUGGAUAUGGUCAAGUGAAGUCUUAUCCUCGUGGAACAAGCAGUGGGCAUUUUCCUGCAAGCAACUGUACAUCAAUCAUUUGAUUCACAACAAGGAUUGAUUGAUGGAUUGGACAGCCUGCCUGUCCAAAGCAGUGGAAAUCGAUUGUGGACAGAGAUGAUCCAACAUGAGUUUUCUAACGGAAUUUCUUCCAUUGUUCUAGGUUGUGGUACUACAGACCAAAUGGAAAUCUUUAAAACUAUUGAGUCUACUGUAUAUGUAUACAGUUUGGCAUCUUUUUCGAGUAAAUAUCUGUUUCAUCACCUCCUCUUGUGACAAGCAUUUACCCUGAAAAAUAAGUGAGUUCAAUGUGUUGGACCACAAAUGCUUUCUGUACAGAUCAUCCUCUUCAUUUUUCAUUCUUCUACUGAUUCAGUCUUCCUUGAAAGUUGGGCACUGCCAUCUAUCUAUUGUUUUGCAAGAAAAUGGAGAAACAAAUCUAGAUUAACUUUUCUAGGAUGACAGCACAAGUGAAACUCUAACAUAUAUGGUUCAAGUUGAUGAAUGCUCUUUUAUGCAAUGAUCCACAAGGUAAUUGAUACUACUAUAUGUUAUGUUGCAAAUAAUUCGAGUUUUACCUGUAGAGGAGAACUAAAUGCAACAAUGGCAUUUCAAUCUUGACUAUCGGUCUGGAAUAAAGUUGUUUAUCCAUUUACGAAGUAAGAGGGUUUUUACAAACCUGGUCAUGGAUGUUGUAAUGAAUUGCGGAGAUCAAGUUCUCUAAAAUUGUCAUCAAGAAUUGAUAUCGCCAGAGUAAACUGUCAUAACUAAUAAAACAUGUCUUAAUACAUACUUUUAAAUAACAAAAAACGUUUUGUGAAAGUAGUACAGAUUAUAUUUCCCAUUUCAAUGAUUAUUGGUCUCACUUGUUUUUCUAUUUGAUGCCUUUUUGCUUCGGAGCCAUAUGAAGUUGUUAAGCCAAACGAUGAAGGUUUGGGAGAGGAUGGUAGUGUAUACGGGUAAAAUCGGGGCUAAUGAGCACCUCGAUUUCCUGGUGGGGGAAACGAAGCAAGGGCGUAACUACAAUGAAUAAAAUUGAAGUUGGGAGCCUCCUGUAUCAAGGCUCGAACAAAACACCUGUCCUCGGAGCCAUCGAGACCAUGCUCUCCAAACCCAGUUCAAGCUCUGAGACCUCGGAAAGCAUUGUCAAACAUUCACACACAAACAACAAAGGGCCGUGAUAUCCGUGCCCGACCAGAUUUCAUGGCGUGAAUCUCGGCCCGUAUCGGCAAUAGAUCAAU
Messenger RNA from Nicotiana tabacum (common tobacco), 4170 nucleotides. RefSeq names its product pentatricopeptide repeat-containing protein At5g55740, chloroplastic-like. Gene Ontology annotation, molecular function: RNA binding; protein binding. The record is from RefSeq and is a predicted model, not a curated record. NCBI's taxonomy places the organism in Eukaryota, Viridiplantae, Streptophyta, Magnoliopsida, Solanales, Solanaceae. Gene Ontology annotation, biological process: RNA modification.